This is a messenger RNA of Sebastes umbrosus (honeycomb rockfish), 5828 nucleotides long. It is a transcript of the gene sema4bb, whose product is annotated as sema domain, immunoglobulin domain (Ig), transmembrane domain (TM) and short cytoplasmic domain, (semaphorin) 4Bb. The record is from RefSeq and is a predicted model, not a curated record. The transcript is spliced from 15 exons. The coding region runs from base 566 to 3079 and encodes 837 amino acids. NCBI's taxonomy places the organism in Eukaryota, Metazoa, Chordata, Actinopteri, Perciformes, Sebastidae. Gene Ontology annotation, biological process: positive regulation of cell migration; semaphorin-plexin signaling pathway; negative chemotaxis. Gene Ontology annotation, molecular function: semaphorin receptor binding; chemorepellent activity.
AGCUAAAGUUUCCAGCUUGAAAGCAAACCAGCCUCUCUUCAGUCUGUAACAGAGAGGAGGCUCGUCUUUAAACGCACCACGGAUGAUGGACUUCACUUCGCUGGACGCACUAAACGGACUCUAACGCUUAUGCGGAUUUACAUGCUGUUACGGUCCAUUUUUUUUCGACAGUUUUUCCAAGACGACUUGAGGUGUGACCGAGAUUUUCCUUUUUUUCUUUUUGUGCUGCAGCUCGUGGAUGAUCCAAAAUGACUUUUGCUAAAUGGCCACUGGUCGGAGCUUAGUGCUGAUCCAUCGAAGAGCACUAUGAGUAGAUGACAACAAGCAGCCUUUAAUCCAGAAAAGGAUUCCUCUUCUCUGUGCUGUAAGAGUCUGCUAACCGUGUGUAAGGACCACUGGGAGUACGAGAAUCAAGUCAAGGACACGUUCGCUCCCCCUCAGCCUGCAGGAAGAUGGGAGUGAGAAAAUAAAGCUCUGCGGAGUCGAGAGGAGCUUAAUGAAUUCCAAGGAAUCUUAAAACAAACGGUGUGAAUUUGUGUGUCUUCUGUGAGAGGAUCAGGCAACCAUGUGGACAUUAGCUGCGACUGUCCACUGUCUUCUGGCUGCUGCGCUGCUAUUGGCUGGCUGCCUCCAAUCACUGAUGGCCACCGAGGAUGAUGUCACGCCGCGCAUCAGUUUCUCUUACAAUGCGAAGGAAAGGUCAGCCAAGAGAUUCUCUGUGGACGGCGUCUUCAAUUACACCUCGCUGUUGCUCAGCCAGGAGGACGACAUGCUGUACGUCGGAGCCAGGGAGGCGCUGUUCGCCCUCAGCCUCUCGGACAUCAGCAAGGCCAAGCUGCAGAAGAACCUGACGUGGGGCACUCCUGCUGGAAAAAGAGAGGAAUGCAGCUUCAAAGGCAAAAACUUAGAGACUGAUUGCUUCAAUUACAUCAAAAUCCUCCUGCGGCUGAAUAGCACUCAUCUCUAUGUGUGUGGCACCUAUGCUUUCAGUCCUAUUUGCGCCUACAUAAACACGUCAACGUUCACACUGGAGAGAGAUGAAGUGGGCGAGGUCGUGAUGGAAGAUGGGCGCAGUCGCUGCCCCUUUAAUCCAGAGUACAAAUCCACUGCCAUCAUUGUUGAUGGUGAAUUGUACACGGGUACUGUCAGCAACUUCCAAGGGAACGAGCCAGUCAUCUACAAGAGUUUGGGUCAGGGAACUGCUCUGAAGACAGAAAACUCUUUAAAAUGGCUGCAAGAUCCAGUCUUUGUCGGGUCGGCUUACAUCGAGGAGAGUCAGCCAGUAGGCAACCCCGUGGGAGACGACGACAAGAUCUACUUCUUCUUUAGCGAGGCGGGGAAAGAAUUCGACUUCUUUGACAACACCAUUGUGUCGAGGAUCGCUCGCGUGUGUAAGGGUGAUAAAGGCGGCGAGCGGGUGCUGCAGAAGAAAUGGACGACCUUCCUGAAGGCCCAGCUCCUGUGUUCCCUCCCUGACGACGGCUUCCCCUUCAACAUCAUCCAGGACAUGUUUGUCCUGAAGCCCAUGGGAGACAGCUGGGAGAGCACCGUCUUCUACGGCGUCUUCACCUCCCAGUGGUAUAAAGGAGCAUCGGGCAGCUCAGCGGUGUGCGCUUUCACCAUGGCGCAGGUGGAAAGAGCCUUCAGCGGGCGCUACCGAGAGGUCAACCGGGAGACACAGCAGUGGUACACCUACAACCACCCAGUGCCAGAACCACGGCCCGGGGCGUGUGUGACCAACCACGCCAGGCAAAUGGGUAUCCAGUCGUCCUUGCACAUGCCUGAUAAAGUGCUCAACUUUGUCAAGGACCAUUUCCUGAUGGACAGCGUGAUCCGCAGCGCUCCCCUGCUGCUGAAGCGCAGCGUGCGCUACACGCAGAUCGCCGUGCACAAGAUCCAAGGCAUGGAGAGGGCCUACGACGUGCUCUUCAUCGGAACAGAUGAUGGAAAGCUCCAUAAGGCCAUCAACGCCAACGAUAAGAUGCACAUCAUAGAGGAGAUGGUUCUGUUUCCGGAGCCUCAGCCUGUGCAGCACAUCGAACUUGAUCCUCAGAGGGGUCUGUUGUUUGUGUCGUCCAACUCUGGGCUGGUGGAGGUUCCUGUGGCCAACUGCUCUAACUACCUGAGCUGCGGAGAGUGUGUGUUGUCCAGAGACCCGUACUGCGCCUGGACCGGGCGGCUGUGUCGAGACGUCAGGAUGGCCCCACCUGACAGUCACUGGCAGCAGGAUGUGGAGGAGGCAGAUACAUCAGCGAUUUGUAACAGGACGUUUCCCAGCGCCAGAGCUGCAAGACCAGCAGCUUCUCGUGGCACCCAAUGCCAGCUCAUUACAAUCCCAGUCAACACAUUCAGAGUCCUGCCCUGUAAACUGCGGUCCAACCUGGCCCAGAGGAGGUGGCGUUACAGCGACAGCGCCAGCCAGUUCCUCUACGCUACCCCAGAGGGAAACCUGGUAGUGGUGGCGCAGGCCGACAGGUUGGAGACCUACGAGUGCUGGUCAGAAGAGGAGGGCUUCCGCCAGCUGUUGGCCAACUACUGUGUGAGGGCGGAGCCCCGCCUGGAAAGCACCACUCUGAUCGGUCACUCGCGCACGCCGCACAUUGAGCGAGAGGAGACCAUCAUCCUGCCCGGCGAGUCUCGCUCUGAGCAAAUCCACACCAAGACGUACUGGAACGAACUGAUUGUGGUGUGCGCCCUGCUGGCGUUCUCCCUCGUGGUGUUCUCCUUGUUCGUCAUCUACAGGAACAGGGAUCACAUGAAGUCCAUGCUGAAGCAGGGCGAGUGCCCCAACAUGCAGCAGAAGAAGCCGAGGAUUGUGGGAAAGCCCGCCGAGAGCUUGCCCCUGAACGGUAACACCAUCCCCGUUUCCACCUCUGAUCACAAGGGCUACCAAACGUUAAACGACAACUACAUCUGCAGCACGCCCACGCACGAGUCCUCGCCAGACAACAGCAAGAGCUUCUCCGAGUCCUCCGACAGACGGCCGCUUAAUGUGAAAGAGAGCCACGUGGAAUACUCCCCGACCUGCCCUCGGCCCAGAGUGAGGCUGGGCUCGGAGAUCAAAGACUCUAUCGUAUGAGAGCGCAGUAUUCGCUGAAAAGAUGCCACCCUGUAUCUCCGUGAUGGAUACAGGCCACCGAGCAAAGGAGAGGAGACCCUGACAUCCCUCGACAUCACAGCACCUCUUUUAUUUUAGUCAUCUUUUGUUCUGUGAUCAGUGCGGAGGUCAUUUUGUUUAAUCAUUUCCACUCCGAAGCCAGAGGUUGGUCUGGUUUGCUGCAUAAAGCGAGAAGAGGAAGCAGCACAACACUUUGGAUCAACCACCAUGGCAGCUGCUCAGAGUAACACAGCCUUUGUUUGAGCGCUUCUCAUGGCCUCUAAUGUGUGUGUGAGUGUAGGGCUGGGCAAUACGAGGAAGAAAUACCACAGAAGACCUUCUUCCGAUAUCAAUAUUUAUCACAGUAUCUCUUUAGGUAUGCAACAGUAAAAUGUCUAGUUCAUGUCCAUCACAUGAUAUAAAAAAAAAAGAAAAUUAUGAAUAUUGACAGGUUUCCCAGCCCUAUUUGAGCAUGUGUAACCCUCCACAUGCUCUGCAGAAGACACUUCUGUUAUUAUGCACACUAGAACCAAGCUACAGCUACAUGGUGACCAAGAGUUCAGGUUUAGGAGAAUAUAACACAUGUAUUAUUGCAUAUUCAUUAUGAUCCGCACAUUAUGGAAGCAAAGUCAAAAGCACAUUUGUUCCCUUUUGCUGAAUAAAUGUCGUGACUGUAUGAGGAUAAAGAUGAUGAAAGACGAGGCAGACUGGGAGACGCGCUGUUGGAACAACAAUGAAAAGGGCCGCGACUGAAAGAAAGACGAUCAAAAAAAUGUGAUCAUAAAUUAUGCCCCAGGGCCUAAAUACUGACAUUUACCUCCUGAAUGUAUGUUGUUGUUCAAAGGUUUCAUUCACACAUCACGAGAAUUUAGGGAAGCCGUUGCUCUACACCUCUACUCAUCUGAGACAACGCCAUGAUGGGCUCAUAAAAAUCGACGGAGACACAGAUGACCCUGUGGCGAAAGAGUCAACGGACAUUACAAGCACAGAGAGCCAAGGAAAAAAAAAAAAAGGGGACGUCCACACCUCUACCAUCUUCAGGGCUGCACCGAAAUCAUCGUGUGCACUGUGCCAAAAAAAACAACAACUCGAUUGUCUUAUCUAAAUGCAAUAGUGCCAUUCUGUCAUGACCACUCCCAUGCUUUGCAUCGAUCACUGUCGAAGAGCACAUGGUGAUGGAACCGGAGGUGGGUUUCACAAAAGUAAAAUGGCACUAAUAAUACUAAUAAUAAACAAAUGUGAAGUGCAAAGUUGGGAAAAGACUGUUAGCUCAUAAACGACUGUGUUGGGCGAAAUAAUUGACUUUCAAGUCAAAUCUGAACUGGGGCCAAAGGAUACGGCGUGGAGAUUGUUACUUCAUAUGGAAACUUAUCUUGUGUUCGACAGGAGAGAAAAUAUUCCAGCUACCCUUAAAGGAGUUAUCUGCCUUCUUAGUAUACACUGAAACAUAACAGGUACAACCAGUUUGAGACUAUUGAAGCUCUAAUGGCUCAAAACAGAACAACCAAUAAUAACUGUCACUGUAGUGGAGAGAUUUCAUGUUAUCUUGUCCAGACUGCAGCUGCACUAUGUAGUGAUGCAGUUGCACAGAGCGCUGUAUUAGCUCAAUAUAUUAGGUUACUUUUCUCACAUUUCCCCCCCACACUCAGUCAGAUGUCAUUGCGACGUUAAUGUGAAAGCACAAGUAAUCAGGGUCUUGAAUACGUAGAGGUUUGCACAUGUCAGUAAAAUCGGCUCGUACUCUUAAGAAACGCAACUACUGAGAGACGGACGGCGUGGCUGCUGAGGAAAAUGAUUCUUAGAAAUCAGUUAUUACAGGGACCAGUGCAGCCAUUACGAACACACGUGUACCCACAUUGCUUAGACUUUUGAGACUUAACAAGCAGAAUUUCCCAAAGAUGUAGGAAGCCGAUGGUGUUGUGUAAAUCUGAGUGAGAAACAUUUACCAUGGGGACGAUAUGGCACCACAUGUCUUAGAAUACAUCACCAGUUCACUGUAUUGAUCAAGUAAGCCUACAGUAUAUUCCAGUAUCAUACAGAUCAAACAUUUUGCUAUUUCCAACACUGAGCAGAUGACGAAGUGCUAUGUAACUGCUACAAGUCGACAGAGUAAGUGCACGGCGGCGUACUGCGCAACAGUGGUCAGUGUUUCCUUUUUUUCUUUAGUUUUUGUUGUGUAUAUACAGUAUCUGUGCUUAAUAUUGUGUGUUUUUCAAGGGACCUUGUGCAAGAUGUGUUGUAGAGAUAGUCUUGAAACUAGAGAGUGAACACUGCUGAUAUUUUGUUUUCAUAGUGCUUUACUGCCUACUUCAGCGUACAUUUCAAAACUUGCACAGAAUACUGCGCAUUUCUUUCUCACCGUGCUGUUAGUUCAGCACCUGGGCUGGUUUUUAUCAAGCAUGUCAAAGCAGGAGGGGGAUCUGUUUUUAUCUUUGUGCCAAACUGAAUUAGAGGGGUAGUUGGAUAUUGUAGGAAAUACACUUAUUCACUUUCUUGCUGAGAACUAAUUGAGAUGACCGAUACCACUCUCAUGUCUGCACGCUAAAUAUGCAGCUAAACUUUAGAGAUGCUGGUAGGAGGCAGAUUUUGUUACCUUUGGACAGAAGCAGACCAUAGACUGUAUAUAAGAAGUAGUCACCGUGACGCUCACGUGGGUGGAGCUAAGUACAACCGAACGCUGAAUAAAACAUUUUUAGGCGACCAAAAACGUUAUAAAUAACUUUCAUGUACU